CGCCGAAGGUCUCCCCCGCCUCCCUUCUCCGUCCCUCCCCAUCGCAGCCUCCGGGGCACCGCCGGGUCGCUUCGGCUGCUGCAGCCGAGGCUGCCAUGGCGUGUGGAUUGGCCGCCAGACUCCUCUCCUCCUUCUCGUUGCUCCUCUGCUUGGGUCGAGGCAUCGCCGCAGGGACGGAGGAGGUGGUGAUUGGGGAGGUGGAAGGAAAUGCCACCCUCGUGUGCCGGAAUGUGUCUCCGCGAGCGGUCAAGGUGGAAUGGUUUCACGGGGACCCAGGAAAGAUCCCCAUCCUCUUCUCAUCGGACGGCAGCCUCCCUUCCGACGCUCGCUUCUCCCUGGUGAGGAACAGCUCCUUCCACAUCUCAGGCUUGCGGCUGCAGGACGAAGGCAACUAUACCUGCAGAGAGGUCCUGAACGAGACAGACCACAGACACAGGAUUCAGUUGCUCGUUGCCAGUGGCCCCACCAAGGUGAAUGUCAACAUCGGUCCUGCCACAGCGCUACCAAACGGCACACUCUAUGCCCAGAGACACGGGACCCUCAACUUCUCCUGCACCAGCGACUCCCGCCCAACCUCUGCGACCAAAUGGGAUUUCUCCCAGUCUGGCUCCGGGCAGGAGCCCUUCACAGAAGUCAACAGCUCCCUGAGCUACUUUACCCUCUACAACUUGUCGCCCAGCUUGCAAGGAAAUUACUCGUGCUCGGCAACUAACCUGCUCAGCCACCGGCAGCAGACCGUCACCCGUGAACUCCUGAUCUACUAUCCUCCGCCAUCACUGCCUCGAUGCUGGGCUCAGACCUCCGCGGAAGGCUCUGGAGGGGUGCAGCUCCUUUGCAGCUGGACCGGGGGUUACCCGCACCCCACGCUUCAGUGGACCAAUCUGGGGAACCUGAGCCGGGACAGUAACGUGACGGGCAUUACGGACACCAAUGUGGCUACUUUGAAUGGCUCGCCUCUGCUCUCUGGGAAGGAGUUUGUCUGCCGCGGGAUCCACCUAUUGCAGCAGACCAGCCAGGCCUGCACCGUGAAGCUGGAGGCCCCUUCGCUUGUGUCCGACCCCAUGAGGAGCUGCUUCGUAGGGGGAGCCACCGGAAUGACGUGUCAGGCCAGCGCCGGAAACCCCCCUGCCAAUAUUUCCUGGCUGCGCAACGUCUCCCUGACCCAGACGGAGAUCCGUUCCGGCGGGAGGUUUCUGGUUAGCCAAAAGGGCAACGUCUCCACUCUGGUCAUCCAGAACUGUUCUCACGGCGCGGACAGCGGUUUGUACAUUUGCAAGGUUGAGAACCCCCUGGGGCUGAAGGAGGCGUAUGUUUACCUCACCGUGAUCGAGCCAGUGAACAUCGCAGGCAUAGUGGGUGCAAUUGUGGUCCUUUUGCUGCUGGGUGUUCUAGUCCUCUCUGGAGUCCUCCUAUACGCUGGACCCCGUUGGUGCCCAAAAGCCAACAUGCUCAGGAAUCGAGAUGCAAGUGAUAUCCUUGUGCUGAUGGAUUCGGAGGAAGAGGAUCCGCUGUCGGAAGUAGCCGGGGAGCCCGCUUCAGAUCAGGGGGUUGCCCUGGCUAAUGGAGGGUCUGCCACGCCUCACCAAAGCCCCCAGGCAGACUUGCCUAGUGAAAGUUCCCUGGAGGACACCAACAGUGAAACCAGGUCCAAAAUGUAGAGGGAGCUCUCUUCAUCGUUGCCUUUCCGUGUGUGCUAGGAACCAAAGCUUCACCGCAAUGUAACUCUGCUCUGAACCUGACCGGGGAGAAGGAAGGAGUUCACUUGGCAGCCAGAUCAUUCUCAGAGGCCUUCUUCAUCCCGUCUUGAUCAUGCCCUUCCACAUUUUUGAUAAUUCUCCCGCCUCCUCUUUCUUCCUCCCUCUGUCGUCCUUUAAAGAAAAAAAAAGACUGAGCUUGAAACUUCAUGGCAGCGAUACAGGAAAUGUGCAGGGGGGCAGGAGCAGGGCAGUUUCCUUCCUUAGGAGCAAGAUGGAAAGAUCCAGGCUGUGUUAGGAAGGAGCUUCGCUGGGCAAGAGAUCCUCCAGGGCAGCUUGAAGGGGCUGGAGGGAGGGGGUUGUCUUGAACCCAGUUCCGUUUGCCCAGCUUGGCAUGAAAAUUAAUUGGGUUCUUCUGAUCCUUGUCCAUGACUAUGGGCAGGAUUCUUGCAUUGCAGGGGGUUGGAAUAGAUGAGCCUUGAGGUCCCUUUGAGCUCUACAAUUCUGUGAUUCAUUGGCUUGCGUAUUUACAGCAAAGUGGAGGCAGCUGGCACAACGAUGCUUCCUCUGUGGCCUUAAGCAAGCUGAAUGUACCCCUCUUAACCCCUAUGGGAUUCUCUUUUGGGAAGGGCUUGUAGCUCAGGGACUAGAGGAUCUGCCUUGCAUGCAGGAGGUCCCUGGUUCAGUCCCUGGCAUCUCCAGUUGGGACUGGAAUAAGACUCCCUGUCUGGAGAGCUGCCAGUCAGUGUCGGCAAAACUGAGCUGGAUGGACAAGUGACUGUUUUCCUGUGUCUUUUAGAGAAAGAGAUGUAGCUCAGCGGAAGAGCAUGCAGCAGGUCCCCGGCUCAAUCCCAAACAGCAUCUCCAUGUAGCUAAGAGAGAAUCCUUGGCCGAAAUCCUGGAGAGCCAUUGCUGGUCUAUUUAGGCAUGAUUCUGCAUAAGGCUGCCUCCUGUGUGGGGUUGUCAGCAGUAAAUGAAUUUCAAGUUUAGGGGCAAUGUAAACCUGAAAAGGUACCAGGCUGCUGUGAGCUGCUGAGUGGUACAAUAAAACAAGCCCUAUGAGGAAGGAUUAAGUCUGUAGGAUUCGCAGAUCUCCUUUGUAGAAUCCUAAGAUCCUAAAGCAUUAGAUGCCUUGGUCUAAAAACACUAGAUGGGAAUAUUAUUUAUGUCUUUCAGACAAAAUUUGGGGAUGUUGUGAAUCUGGGUUAUGCCAGUGGAGGCCUUACCCGAUAAAACACUGAAUGUAGUUAAUAUGAAAUAAAUAUUGUGCCCUAUUGCUGCAUAAGCCCAUUCUGCAGAUGGGUUAAACCCCCCCAAUGAUGUCGCCAGUUCAUGGUAGCUGCAGUCCUCCAGGACGGUUUCCUGAGUAAGCACAACUGAAGCAAAUGGGAGCCAUCUAGGAGUACAGAUCAGCUGACACUCAUUUUGGUGGGGCCUGUUUGAGUAGACUAUGCCCCCUUCCAAAAUCAAUUUUCCAGCCCAUCCAGGUACUUGUGUGUUCCACAGGCUGGCUUGGGCUGUGGGGUUUGGUAAGCUGCUCGCUUAAUAAAUAAUUGUUACCUGGAGGCAACAGCUGGUCUCAAACUCAAUUCCAAAGAGUUGUAGAAACACAGAUUUUUCUUCUGGAGAACCUAACUGUGGAGGUGAUCUUUUACUUACGGAAUAAAAAUGUGUAUUUUGCAUCCGA
Messenger RNA from Podarcis muralis (Common wall lizard), 3381 nucleotides. RefSeq names its product V-set and immunoglobulin domain containing 10 (gene VSIG10). Gene Ontology annotation, molecular function: cell adhesion molecule binding. The record is from RefSeq and is a predicted model, not a curated record. Gene Ontology annotation, cellular component: cell-cell junction; plasma membrane. Lineage: Eukaryota; Metazoa; Chordata; Lepidosauria; Squamata; Lacertidae. Gene Ontology annotation, biological process: synapse assembly; cell-cell adhesion.